Caenorhabditis remanei is the source of this 543-nucleotide messenger RNA. RefSeq lists its product as uncharacterized. Gene Ontology annotation, cellular component: ribosome; cytosolic large ribosomal subunit. Gene Ontology annotation, biological process: translation. Lineage: Eukaryota; Metazoa; Nematoda; Chromadorea; Rhabditida; Rhabditidae. The coding region runs from base 1 to 543 and encodes 180 amino acids. Gene Ontology annotation, molecular function: structural constituent of ribosome. The transcript has 2 exons. The record is from RefSeq and is a predicted model, not a curated record.
AUGCCAACCAAGGCUCUUGGAGAGACUCUUAAUGAGUACGUCGUCGUUGGACGCAAAAUCCCAACCGAGAAGGAGCCAGUGACUCCAAUCUGGAAGAUGCAAAUUUUCGCUACCAACCACGUUAUCGCCAAGUCUCGUUUCUGGUACUUCGUCUCCAUGCUCCGUCGUGUGAAGAAGGCCAACGGAGAGAUUCUCUCAAUCAAGCAGGUGUUCGAGAAGAACCCAGGAACCGUCAAGAACUACGGAGUCUGGCUUAAGUACGAUUCCCGUACUGGACACCACAACAUGUACCGUGAGUACCGUGAUACCACUGUCGCUGGAGCUGUUACUCAGUGCUACCGUGACAUGGGAGCCCGUCAUCGUGCUCAGGCUGAUCGCAUCCACAUCCUCAAGGUCCAAACCAUCAAGGCCGAAGACACCAAGCGUGCCGGAAUCAAGAUGUUCCACGAUUCCAAGAUCCGCUUCCCACUCCCACAUCGUGUCACCAAGAGAAAGAACCUCAACGUUUUCACGACUGCUCGUCAAAACACCCACUUCGCAUAA